AUGGAGCAGGGCAUGCCUCUGAAGCGAAAGCGGCGGCGCAGAACGCUGGCGUGCGAAGAGUGCCGACGCCGCAAAGUCCGAUGCGAUCGCGAGCUGCCGUGCACCAACUGCGUGCAGGCUUACAAGCCGGAGCACUGCUUCUACCAGCCCGACCCCAUGGCGGCACGGUCGCCGCCGCCGCGCCAGACCGAACAUGAGCAGCAGCCACAGCAGCCACAGCAGCAGCAGCAGCCGCACCAGCAACAGCCAUCAGCCGGGCUCCACGGACUGGCUGCCCUGAGUGGAGUGGCUGCCGGUGUCAUGGCCGGCACGCUGGAGUCGGAAUGGCCGGCAUCGCCGAGUCCGGCUCGCUACCACGGUCACAGCCAUGGCAACCACCAUGGCUACAGCCACAGUCACGGCCACAACCACGGUCACGGCCAUCAUAGCCGUCAUGACCACCACCGCUACCUGUCGCCGUCCAGAGGCCUCCUGCCCGGCUUCUCGUCCGUUUCUGGCAGCGAAUCUGAAGUGUCGGCCCUCAAGGAUCAGGUUCGCCGCCUUGAGAGCCGGCUGGCAUCCGUGCUCGCCGGCCAGGACCUGCCGCCUCGACCACCCUCGGCACAGACCACCCGCACGGCCCCCAUACUGCCGCCUCUGUCGCCCCGUCCGCCCCGGGCUGCUGGUUCUACGCCCGCACACACGCCCACGCCCUCGUCCACGCCGCUGCCGCUGCCGCUGCCCGUGUUGCCGCCGCCGACACAGCUGCUGACCAACGGCUACCGGCUGGGCGGCCCCCUGGAUCAGACCCUCGACGGGACGGGCGAGAAACAGUACCACCGCGACAAGACGCAGUACAUCAGCCGGGGCCACUGGAUGAAUGGCGCGCUGCUGACGCUCAUGAAACCCCUAUUCGAACAAGUCAUGCGCAAACCGGAGACCAGGAAUGGCCUCGAAAAGUGCAAGUCUCUUGGCCGUACCAUCAAGGCCAACCGCACACCAUCGCUUCUGCAAACACUCGACGUCGGCCGUCACGUGCCUGCACGCCAGCUCGCCGACGAGCUCGUCAGCUGCUACUUCCGCACGUUCGAGUCCGUCUACCGCAUCCUCCACAUCCCCACCUUCAUGCAGGCCUACCAGCGCUACUGGGAGAAGCCCAGUGCUGCCAGCACCGUUUUUAUCGUCCAGAUGCAGCUAUGCAUGGCCAUUGGCGUCUGUUUCUACGACGACACCUGCUCGCUGCGCCAUCUGGCCGCUCAGUGGAUCUACGAAGCCCAAGUCUGGCAGAUGGCUCCCGCACAGUCCGAAAAGGCGCGCAUGACCGUCGCCGGCUUGCAGACAAUGUGCUUGCUGCAUCUGGCUCGCGAGACCUCCAGCGUUGGCGCUGACCUGUUGUGGGUUUCGGCCGGCAGCCUCAUCCGCUCUGCCAUGUACCUGGGCCUGCACCGUGACCCCAGCUGCAUCCCCAAGAUCCCGCGUUUUCUCGCCGAGAUCCGCCGCCGCCUCUGGGUCACCGUGCUCGAGCUCUCCCUGCAGUCCAGCUUCAGCUCUGGCGGUCCACCCCUCGUUGAUCUCGACGACUUUGACUCGCUGCCGCCGGCCAACUUCUUUGACGACCAGCUCGCCGAGAAGAACUGCACGUCCGGCUCCGUGCCCGAAUCCGGGCCUGCCUCGACAGUAGGAGCAUUGCCUCCUCCCUACCCGCCUGCAACCUUCACCGACACGUCCAUCCAGAUCGCCCUGUUCAGGUCCUUUCCCACCCGCUUGGCCGUCGCCCACAACGUCAACGACUUUCGCAACCCUGGCUCCUACGACGAAACCCUUCGCCUCAACUCGGAGCUGCGCUCCGGCUGCCAGUCCCUCUCGGCCACCAUGCAGUCCUUCUGUACCGCUUCAGGCACGGGCAAGAUGCGACCCUCCACCUUCCACCUGCGCCUCGUCGAGCAUCUCACCCAGCGCUGUUUCCUGUCGCUAAACCAGGCCUUCCUAGCUGCGUCCCAGAACGAUCCAAAGUACUACUUCUCGCGCAAGGUCAGCGUUGACACCGCCCUGAAGCUGUUUCAGGGUUGUGGCAGCUGUCAGACAACAUCUACGGGCGCGAAAUCUCUUGUGCCAGACAGGGGCACCACACCACCACCCUCUUCCCACUGGAGCGCAAUAAUGACGAGCAACAGCAAUGGCGACUCGGGUGGCGGUGGUGCUUCUGUCUCAUCUGUAUCUACAUCACCGGGAUUGAGCAGUCGCGGAUUACGGAACCAUGGCUUCCCGUUUUCGUCUGGCAUCGACAUGGCAGACGAACCAACCGACUUCCACCGACUGUGUGUCACCGCAUCGGGCGCCUUUCGCUCCGUGCCCGUGCAGUGUUUUGCCACCCUCAGCAUGGAGCUUAUGUGGCAGUUGGAAGAAGAGCAUUCUGCGCGGCUCAGUCUGGGUAUCGUCGGCGGUCGUGGCACCUUUUCGGCCUCCUCGUUAGCUGCCGAACUGGACCCCAGCGCCUCUACGUUUCUCGCCAUGCCGGGCGUCAUGGCGCAAUCUGUGCUUCUAGAAUCGGUAGAGCAGGCCGUCCUCUUUACGGAGAAGCGCGUUACCGCCGGCGAGACAAACGUGAAGGGCAUACUGUUCCUAUGCGCCGUGCUUUCGCAGGCGCAGGCGCUCAUGCGCGGUGCUGAUAAAGAGGAGAUGGAGCAAACCGUUGUGGCUGAUUGCGACGCACGGCUGAAGCACUGUGUCGAACAGCUACGAGUGGUUGCAGCACGGCAUACUGUCGGCAGUGGUGCCAGCAAAGACGAUGCACCGACGUCACCAAGCUUCGGGCCCGAGCCCGCCGUUGGCGGGGGCAUGUUUGACAGCCAGGGCAUGAACGACCUGUCUGUCUUGACAGAUGCCAACAUGCCGAUCGGCGGGGACGGUUGGGCUUGGGAAGACCUGGUAAGUCGCGACUCAAAGUUCGGCCACUGCGCUAGGACGCUUACUAAUAAAGAGGUGCAGAUGCAGAACCAGGAUUUCACCUUCAAGUUCAACACAGGCAGCGUGGAUCCUUUCUUUCCCGUAAUCUGA
Messenger RNA from Grosmannia clavigera kw1407, 3036 nucleotides. Its product is annotated as c6 zinc finger domain containing protein. The record is from RefSeq and is a predicted model, not a curated record. Gene Ontology annotation, molecular function: DNA-binding transcription activator activity, RNA polymerase II-specific; RNA polymerase II cis-regulatory region sequence-specific DNA binding; zinc ion binding. Gene Ontology annotation, biological process: DNA-templated transcription; regulation of transcription by RNA polymerase II. The coding region runs from base 1 to 3036 and encodes 1011 amino acids. Lineage: Eukaryota; Fungi; Ascomycota; Sordariomycetes; Ophiostomatales; Ophiostomataceae. Gene Ontology annotation, cellular component: nucleus. The transcript is spliced from 3 exons.